AUGCGGAUCUCGCAAGGUCGUGCCACUCAACCCGAAGGGAAGAGGAAGUUGGCCAUGCAGAUCUCGCAUGACCAUGCCACUCUACCCGAAGAGAGGGAGGAGCUUCCCUGUUGCUCCCGCCGCCCCCUUUUCUCCCGCCGCCCCCUUUUCUCCCGCGCCUUCGAUCUAUACAAGCAGAUGCAGCAGCGCCGGGGUAGCAGCAACACCCAGGUGUGUCGGCCAUCCAUAGAGACCUAUUUGAUGCUCCUGGCUGUAGUGCUCCGUCGGAUCAGCAAGCCACCGGUCUCAUACGUGUAUCUCCACUCCGUUCGCUUGCUGGUGCGGCAGAUGAAGUCUUCGGCCAUGAUCUCGGACACCUUCGCGCUCAACCUCAUCAUCAAGGCCUAUGCACGGUGCUUGGAGAUGGAGGAGGCCAUCCAAGUGUUCAGGGAGAUGGGGAUCUACGGGUGCGAGCCCAACGAGUACUCCUACAGUUACAUCGUGCAAGGGCUUUGCCAGAAGGGCUGGUUGGAGAAGGCAAUGAACUACUUCAAGGAGAUGAGGUCGAAGGCACUAGUGCCCACGACGACUAUAUACGUGGCGAUGAUCUACAGCCUGUCAUUGGAGCGGCUGUUAGAGGCGACGGUCGAGGUGGUAUACGAUAUGUUGGAGAACUGCAAGGCACCGGACAUUUUGACCUACCGGACCUUGCUGGAGGAGAUGUACAGGGAGGGGCGAUUGGAGGAGGCAUAUGAUCUGCUGGAGGAGCUCCGAAGGAGGAAGGGCGCCAUGAAAGGAAGGAUGCACUCCGACUUGUUGGCCAGCCUGCACUGGGUCUGCUAG
Messenger RNA from Zingiber officinale, 822 nucleotides. RefSeq names its product pentatricopeptide repeat-containing protein At3g25210, mitochondrial-like. NCBI's taxonomy places the organism in Eukaryota, Viridiplantae, Streptophyta, Magnoliopsida, Zingiberales, Zingiberaceae. The coding region runs from base 1 to 822 and encodes 273 amino acids. The record is from RefSeq and is a predicted model, not a curated record. The transcript is spliced from 3 exons. Gene Ontology annotation, molecular function: protein binding.